AUGAAGAUUUCAAGCUCUUUGUUACAGCGUGCGGCUGCAACCGUUGAUAAAUAUGCCCUCUACGUACCAAAAAGUGGCGUUUUCCCAAAGGGAUUCAAGGUCGCUUCAACGGCAACUGGGGUAAAGAAAAAUGGCAACCUGGAUCUGGGUAUAAUUCUAAACACUAACAAAUCAAGACCUUCUUCCGCAGCAGCAGUAUUCACCACAAAUAAGUUCAAAGCUGCCCCUGUGGUGUUGUCCAAGUCCGUUUUAGACAAAACUGAUGGUGAAGGUGUAGAUGCAAUCAUUGUCAAUUCUGGUUGUGCCAACUCAGUGACAGGCGAAGUGGGGCUAAAAGAUGCUCAAACAAUAGUUGGAGAAGUCAACGAUUUCCUGGGCAAGGGUGAUGCCACUUUGACCAUGUCGACCGGUGUAAUUGGUCAAAGACUGCAAAUGGAUAAAAUCUCCAAAGGUAUCAAACAAAUGUUCCAAAAAGACUCAUUUGGAAGUGACUUCGACUCUUGGUUGGGCCUAGCUAAAUCCAUCAAUACAACAGAUACAUUCCCCAAGUUAGUCACUUCCAAGUUCUCGCUCCCAAAUGGUACCGAGUAUACCUUGACGGGUAUUGCAAAGGGAGCAGGUAUGAUAUGUCCAAAUAUGGCUACUUUAUUGGGCUUCAUCGUCACAGAUUUACCAAUCAAGAGUACUGCUUUACAGUCUAUGCUCCGUUCCUCUGUGGAUCGCUCCUUCAACUGCAUUUCUGUUGAUGGUGAUAUGAGUACUAAUGAUACUAUCUGCAUGAUUGCCAACGGAGCAGUAAAUACCAGUGUUAUCGACGAAUCAUCUCCAGAAUAUGCUCAGGUAAAAUCUCAAGUCACUGAAUUUGCCCAACAACUUGCACAAUUGGUCGUAAGGGAUGGUGAAGGCGCUACCAAGUUUGUUACAGUGAAUGUCAAGAAUGCUUUGAAUUUCAAAGACGCCAAGGUUAUCGCCGAAGCUAUUUCUAACUCGAUGUUAGUCAAGACUGCUCUUUACGGGCAAGACGCCAACUGGGGUAGAAUUUUGUGUGCCAUUGGUUAUGCAAAACUUGGAGACUUAGCAUCUUUGGACCCAACAAAGAUUAACGUAAGCUUUGUAGCUACCGACGAUUCGGAGCCACGCGAAUUGAAAUUAAUCGUCAAUGGAACUCCUCAGCUAGAUGUUGAUGAAGCAAGAGCCUCUGAGAUUUUGAGUUUGCCUGAUUUGGAAGUUCUAGUGAACCUUGGAACAGGUAAAGAAGAAUGCCAAUUUUGGACUUGUGACCUGAGCCAUGAGUACGUCACUAUCAAUGGUGAUUACAGGUCUUAG
This is a messenger RNA of Lachancea fermentati, 1326 nucleotides long. The record is from the annotation of a GenBank genome assembly. Lineage: Eukaryota; Fungi; Ascomycota; Saccharomycetes; Saccharomycetales; Saccharomycetaceae.